AAAACUUCAAAUAUUCAGUUCCACACUGCAAGAAAAAAAAACAAUAAUAAAAAGCUUAAAAUCCCCAUAUUUCAAUUCUCAGUUUCACCAUUCUCAUCACUGGAUUCAGUUUAAGAAAGACUCCCAAAGCUCAAAUACACCACUUUAGAACAUUAAUCACGGCUGUGCAGGAACAUGGGUUUGUGGACAUUACUGGAGGGUUUUCUUCUUAUUGCAAAUGGAUUAGCUAUAUUAAAUGAAGAUCGGUUCCUUGCACCAAGAGGAUGGAGCUUCUCCGAGUUUUCAGGAGGUCGAACAAAGUCUUUCAAGGGGCAGCUCAUAGGGCUAAUUUACGCAACACAGUACAUGAGAGUUCCUCUUAUGAUACUCAACGCCAUUUGCAUUUUUGUAAAGCUAGUGUCUGGAUGAUGCCGAUAAGUGUAAAUUUAGUUACACAGACUCAUAGAAGUCUGCAAAUUUGCAGAGGGAGCAGAAGCAGAAGCACACUGAAAGUAAAGAAAAACUUGGCUUGCAUUUCAUUUUGUAUGAUUAGUGAUUUUAGAUUGUAUUCCUAGGUUAAAAAAUUGACAUUUGAAAUUAUUUCAUUUAUAUAAUUCUUGUAUUUUUUUUCCAUUUAUAUAUCUAGAUUAACACA
This is a messenger RNA of Mercurialis annua (annual mercury), 634 nucleotides long. RefSeq lists its product as uncharacterized. Bases 175 to 408 code for a protein of 77 amino acids. NCBI's taxonomy places the organism in Eukaryota, Viridiplantae, Streptophyta, Magnoliopsida, Malpighiales, Euphorbiaceae. The transcript is spliced from 3 exons. The record is from RefSeq and is a predicted model, not a curated record. Gene Ontology annotation, biological process: endoplasmic reticulum to Golgi vesicle-mediated transport. Gene Ontology annotation, cellular component: Golgi membrane; COPII-coated ER to Golgi transport vesicle; endoplasmic reticulum membrane.